GAACAAAUUGAACAAAUUACUGCUUCUAUUAAAUCAGCAGAAAUAAUAAUGAAUACAAAUAAAAUUGUUGCUAUGCUUUUACGAUGGAUCAUAUAUAAUCAACAGCCAUUUUUUGUUAUAGAAAAUAAAAAAUUUAAUGACCUAGUUGCGAUAUUAAAUCCUUGGUAUAAGCUUCCAAGUCGACAAACUAUUUCUAUAAAGAUACAAGAGCUUUAUGAAAAACAAUAUGAAAAUCUUAAAAAUUAUUUUAAAAAUCAUGAUAGUAAAAUGACAUAUACACAUCAAGCAUAUAUGUUAAUAACUUUUCAUUGGAUUGAUAAUAAAUGGAAAAUGUAUCAUAUAUUAUUAGAUUUGGUACCUCUUCAUGAAAGACACACAGGCAAAACAAUAGCAAAUACUGUUUAUAAUACUAUUAAUUAUUUUGAUCUUGAGGAAAAUAUUAUAUCUGUAACUACAGAUAAUGCUUCAAACAUGGAUAUAUUUAAAUAUGAAUUUGAGUGGUUACUUUUUGAAAAUCAUGGAAAUAUAUUAUUUCAUUAUGUUAGAUUUAAAGAUGGUCUUGAUGAAGUUGGACUAUCAAUCAAAAAAGUUAGAGAAUUUACAUCUUCUAUAUGUUCGUCACAAAAUUUAACAUAUACCAUGAUAGAAAAAUUAUGUAAGAUUCGAGAUAUUACUGAUAUUUUAGUUACAUCAAAUCCAUCACUCAGAAAUACAUAUCCAACUGAUGAUGAUUGGGAGGAACUUGACAUGAUUGUUGAAUUACUUAAACUAAUUUAUUAUGCUACUAAUCUACUUUUCUCAUCAAGUUAUCUGACUCUUGAAGAUCUUCAUAUGAUAUUUCUUAUUAUUAUACAUACAAUAAAUGAAGCUCAAAACAAAAAUAAAAAGUAUUGGGAUGAACUCAAAGAAACAUUUUACGAAUCUGUGGUUCUUGAUCCAAACAACAAGUUGAUUUAUUUUUGUAAGUCAUAUGGUGUUGUUACAAAUAAUGAUAGCAUUCUUAAAGAAUAUCUUGUUCUACCUGUUGAAGAAGUUGAUGUUCUUGAUUAUUGGAAAGUUAAAUCUACAGAUUCUUAA
Messenger RNA from Cetraspora pellucida, 1077 nucleotides. The record is from the annotation of a GenBank genome assembly. NCBI's taxonomy places the organism in Eukaryota, Fungi, Glomeromycota, Glomeromycetes, Diversisporales, Gigasporaceae.